This is a messenger RNA of Stylophora pistillata, 1216 nucleotides long. RefSeq names its product 14-3-3 protein beta/alpha-B. The record is from RefSeq and is a predicted model, not a curated record. NCBI's taxonomy places the organism in Eukaryota, Metazoa, Cnidaria, Anthozoa, Scleractinia, Pocilloporidae.
ACUAAGGAAGAGAAGGCAGCUCCCUGCAGCGUCCAUUGAAAUUUGUUUGAGAGCUUUCAUUUUGGGUGGGUUGUAGCUUUUUAUACUGUGAAGUCGCGAUGAAUCAGGUAGACGAAAAUAUUUACCGGGCAAAAAUAGCAGAGCAAGCCGAGCGUUAUGAAGAUAUGGUGGCGGCAAUGAAAAAAGUGGUGGAGGAAAUGGGAGACAGGGAGCUUAAUCACGAGGAGAGAAAUCUGCUGUCGGUUGCUUACAAGAACGUGGUCGGCGCAAAGCGCUCUGCUUGGCGAAUUAUUUCAAGCGUAGAGUUGAAAUCGGAGAACGAAAACGAUGAGAAAAAACAAUAUGCCGAAGAGUACCGAGAGAAGAUUGAAAGCGAAUUGAGAAAAAUGUGCAAUGAAGUUCUAGAGUUGAUCGAUAAAUACCUUCUUCCCAAGGAAGAAAAAGGAACUAGUGGAGCACAAUUAGAGGCGAAUGUGUUUUACCUGAAGAUGAAGGGCGAUUACUAUCGCUACGUGGUUGAGAUUGAAAAAGGUGAUGAGAAGGCUAAAGUUGGGGAAAAAUCGAACGACGCUUACAAGAAAGCCCAAGAUAAGGCUAAGGAGGGCUUGCCCCCUACUCACCCGAUACGGCUUGGCUUGGCGCUGAAUUACUCGGUGUUCCACUACGAAAUCAAAAACGACUCUGAAGAAGCCUGUAAGCUGGCAAAAAGCGCAUUCGAUGAGGCGAUAGCAGAACUAGACAGUGUAGAAGAAGACAGUUACAAAGACAGCACGUUGAUAAUGCAACUCCUUCGUGACAAUUUAACAUUGUGGCAGUCGGAAAACGAGGAUAAAGACGGAGAAUGAAAUCGUUUCAAUUUGUCAGUGCAAGUCCGCUCUUUAUACCUUUAACUAAACGACAAGGUGAUUAUCUGUGUAUUACAGGACAGGAGAUCGUGAUAGAGACAUAUUCUUUCAAAUUCUAGUCGAAGGGACGAUGGACGAUUUAGAAGUAGCAUAGGCUGUUACUUAUUUACCUUUUCCUCUGUACAUUGUUGGUUGAAUUUCAGUUAUACUUCACAAGCAGUUGAACUAUGCGAUGAUAAACACGUAUUUGUAUUUAAAUAGGUAGGCGAUUCGAAACCGUCCAGAGAAAUUGAAGUGUGUAAAUCAGUUCCUAACGAGAUAUGAUAGGAUGUUGUGUAUGGAACUGAAUUAAAGUUUGUUUGCUGCGUCAA